Messenger RNA from Photinus pyralis (common eastern firefly), 4332 nucleotides. Its product is annotated as facilitated trehalose transporter Tret1-like. Gene Ontology annotation, cellular component: membrane. Gene Ontology annotation, biological process: transmembrane transport. The record is from RefSeq and is a predicted model, not a curated record. NCBI's taxonomy places the organism in Eukaryota, Metazoa, Arthropoda, Insecta, Coleoptera, Lampyridae. The coding region runs from base 2119 to 3567 and encodes 482 amino acids. The transcript is spliced from 8 exons. Gene Ontology annotation, molecular function: transmembrane transporter activity.
AUGCGCUUUAUGUAAAUCGUUUACGAUUACUUUUAAACUUGUUAAUUUAUUGCAAAGCCAAAGACUUUCCCCAAUAUAUAAAGCCAUAUGUCGACUGUAUUCUCUACGCAGAUGACUCAAAUUAAACAUUUUUUCGAAACGGGAAAGCUUUAAGACAUCAUAUAUGUAAAUGAAUCAGUUUCAAUAUAUAUGUUUUACGAAGACUGACUGACAAUAUUUCAAAGCCAAUUAGUAACGGCGCUGAUACAUAUUAUGGCAUAUUGAUAUGGGAUAAUUUUGACACAGAGAGACAGACACCUUUGCUCUGCAGAGAAGAGACAAAGUUAUGUAGUUUUUGAUGCGAAUGGAUACUCCGAUGCGCUAUUUUGAAAAAAAAUCAUUCCGUAGAUAAUUGCAAAAAUGUGAAAAUUUCCAUUUUUAAAAAGUUCAGAUAUUUUAGUAAUAAAGUGAGCUGUGGAAAGAAGUUUCAAAUAAAAGUUGCACGAAUCGGUGGGAUGAGUUCAAUGGGCGUCGAAAAAAAAUUUGCAAAUUGGCGGUUUUCGAGAUAUUGACAUCAACUUCUUUAUUUUAAUUGGACGCCAUAUUGGACUUUUAUGUCACUCCAUAGAGAAACUUUUUUUAUUUUUUAAAAACGGUCGAUUCGUUUUCGAGAGAAUUAGAAAAAUCUUUAUUUAAUUUAUUUAAACGACCUGAUAGAUAAAUGGAUAGGGCGAAAAGGGAGUAUAGAAUGGUCUGCUAGAUCUUCCGAUUUGACGCCAUUAGACUCUUUUCUACGGACCCAUUUGAAAUCUAUUGUGUUUACUCCCCAACCUGAAGGUUUGGAUGAACUUCGUCAACGUAUCAUCGAAAGCUGCCAUGAUAUCCCUAUGAUUUUGAAAAUGUCCGUCACGAAUUUGAACAUCGCAUCGCCUAUAUCAUUGUUUGGCAAAUACCGGGCAACAUUUUGAACACUUAUUGAAAUAAAACAUGAUAUUUUCGUUUGUUUUUGUUUUCUAUCGGAACAAAAUAAGAUGAAUAAAGAUUUCUCUAAUUUUCUCGAAACCGAAUCGACCGAUUAUAAAAAAUCAAACGUCAAAAUAAAUGACUUUGAAAGACCUUUCAAACAAGUUAUUACUUGAUAAUACUCUGGUGGGCAGAGGGUGAAAGGAGGUGAAGUAGUUUUUGGUUAAAAAGUUGCCCCCCUUGACAAAUCUUUUGACCUGUCUCGGCGUUUUUUCCUUUAAUCAGUUGUUUUCAAUAAAUUCGUAGUGGGGAAAAAAUGAACACCCUGUAUAUAAUAUCUAAGAAAAUACAAAUAGUAGAGCCAUGGCAUCAACAUGAAAGUCACUGGAAGGAAAUAAAUAGAUUUAAAAAAAAUUGUUCUUGUUAUUAUAAUUUUGUUUUAUUAUUUGGUUCUCAUUAAAUUAAUAAAAGCAUGAAGUUAAAAAAAAAAUAAUUAAUUGCACUUAACCACAAGGAGAAGUACUUUAUAAACUGCUAUUGCACCUAAUUAAACUCUUGAAAUGCAAAACAAAGAUAAUGAGUAAUAAUAUAAAUCAAACAAAAAUGUCUGAUAACAUAAAAUAAGGCGAAGGAAUAUAGCAAACAUAUUUAUAUCUACAUGAUGAUACUUUAAUUAGCUGCACAAAUUUCAUGUAAAUGAGUAAUUAGGUAAUAAAUUGUACACUGUUUGUCGUUAUCAAAUGAUAUAUUUACCGCCUCUAGGCAUUGCACACUAAUAGUUUUACAGUGAACACUUUAAGUAUAAGCAGGAGACUCAAAAUUAAUUAAAUUGGCAAAAUUACAGUUCGUUUUAGAAACUCUAAAAAUCAUGUGGGCUCACAUGUCAUAAUUACUUACUAUUCUCAUUAAUUCUAUUACCAUUGUCUUUCACAUUCAUAUGCAGGCAUUUCCGCGACAGAUGCAUUUGUGGCUUAUAUUCUUUACUCUUCUCAAAGACUUCCAAAGACUAAAGGCACCAGUCAUAAUUAGCCGACAAAUUUAGUUUCUCUCGGCUACUUUGUGUAACUAAAAGGUAAGUGAAUUGACGGUUCACGUUUUGCAUGGAGAAGAUGGCCUGAGUGCAGCAUAAAUGGUGAAAAAUUGACCAGGGGCUUUUCAUUUAAAAUCACUUACAGAAUGCGCCUUUAUUUCUUGCCGCAGAUCCUUUCGUCAAUUGCAGUCGCGACGUUUUGUUUUUUAAAUGGACUCGAACUCAGUUACUUAUCGAUCUUGAUUCCUUAUUUUACUAAUAACGACACGCGGGUUGAAAACUCGUUCGCUAUGAGUGACAACGAAAAAUCAUGGUUGUUAUCUAUCGGUCCAAUUGUUAAGCCGCUAGGCUGCGUCCUGGCGGGAUUAGUUAUGGACCAUAUCGGGAGGUUAAACACGCUGAGAGUUGCGGUGUUGCCAUGGUCAAUUGGAUGGUUAUUAAUCGCGAAAGCUUCGAGUUUCCUAAUGAUUGCGGCUGGAUUCACAAUUACAAUUUUUUCUUUUCCAUGGCUACUGAUCACUGCCGUCACGUACAUUACCGAAAUUAGUUCACCUAGCGUAAGAGGUAUGCUGGUAAACCUUAAAACUAUCUUCUGGUGUUUGGGAAGCAUGGCCAUGUUUCUACUAGGUGCUUUUCUACAUUGGCGAACUAUAGCUUGGAUAAACUGCUUAUUACCACUUGCACCGCUGUUUCUAUCACUGUUACUUAAAGAGAGUAUGCUGUGGCUUGUAACGAGAGGACGUUUUGAAGACGCAAAGAAGUCGCUAGUAUACUUUAAUCGAUAUCGAAAAACAUCAAGGGAUGAAAACUUUGAUUGCGUGAUUGAUCGUAAGCUACUUAUGAUCCAAACACUCCACGACCGCUAUCGAUCAAUUAAUUUAAGCCUACUUCAGAAAUUGAAAUUUUUUCUUCAACCGUCCGGAUAUAAGAGAGUACUCAUGGUUGCGGGUUUAGAGUUUUUCCAAAACCUUUCAGGAUCAAUUAUAGUGUUUAGCAAUAUUAUGGUUUUCUUCAACGAAUUCGGUACUACGAUAAAUCCAUACGCGGUUGGCAUUUAUUUAGGAUUAACUAAGUUGGUUAUUACAUUUUGCAACAUCUGGUUAUUGAAAACAUUUAGAUUUCGAAUAAUCUUGAUUGCAAGCUAUCUAAUUAUCUCUGGAUGUCUGGUAGCUUUCGGACUAUACAUUGACUUCAAUCCAAAAGACUCAUCCAUCUACCAAUGGAUACCAUUGUGUGCAUUGAUAUUGUAUAGCAAUUCAAUGGUAGUGGGUCCAUACUCUGUUCCGGUCGUACUUACGCCAUCAGUUUACCCUACUCACAUACGUGGAACAGGCCAGUCAGUCUCAAGCAUUAUCGGCCACAUGCUCGAGUUUUUCAUGAUACAAUCCUAUUACGCGAUUAAAAAGGGUGUGAAGCAAUCUCAUAUCCUUUACUUUAUGUCAUUUUCUUCGCUCAUAGCAUGCGUGUACAUUUACAGUUGGGUGGUGGAAACUCGUCAAAAAACCUUUUUGGAAAUUGAAAAUUAUUUCGUCAAAAAGGAUAAUAAGAGUAAUCCACGGUCUCUAGAGGAACAAGACCCCUGUCUUGAAAAAUAAAACGUUACGUAUAUGAUAUAGAACAAAGGGCUUAUUUGCGCAUUGGCAAUAGUAAAGUGUUGGUAACUCUUUUGAGCUGUAAUAUCAAUAAAAACUGAUAUUAAUUAAUACACCUUAAUCCUAGUACUUUUAGUAAAGUAUAAAUGUUGAUUAAUAGUCAAGAUGGAUACGAGAGAAUAGUCCUAAGGAACUCGCUCAUUUUGGAACAACUUAUGAAUUCGUGUAAAGAAAGCUUCAAUUGACAAUUUGUUUUUAAAAGGCCCUAAAAUUAGAUACAAAGCCGGAAGAAACUGUAUGGUUCGAGUGCAAUGCAUAUUUUAGAAUUUGAGAUUGAGAUUGUAUAUCGAAAUCUUUGGUAUAAUAUCAAGUUCUGGGACUAAAAAUUGUUGUAGGUCGAUAUAUAUUAAAAUUACUCGAAGUUUGUCGAUAACAUAAAAAAAAGGUGUUGAGCGUGACUCUUCCAAGGUUUCUAGCUAUUUUUAAAAAAGGCUUAUUUAAUGCAAUGAGUAUAUAUUUUAACUCUAGCUAUACAGUGGUUCCCCCCACAAUUCCCAUUACGAUAAGAAAGUUUUUGGAAAGCACUGAUGGAGAGAAAGGCGUAGAGAGGUAUAUUAUCGUACACAACCUAUUACUUUAAUUAAUUUUGUUACCACACGUUUUGUUUAAUUAUUCGCUUUAUAAUUUGUUUAAUUGAGACUUGUUUAUUUAAUUGUUUUGUUGUUAAGACGUACUUGAACCUAACGACAUUAAACAAGGAGAACAAUU